GAACUUGAGUUCUUUUGAUUGGGCCAAAGGUUCAAAAAUAGAAGGUUAAGCCGAAUUAGAAAUGAGGCCGCUUACAGUCCAGUGGUUCAAAAAUUGGGCCUCAUCACCUGACUGAUUAUGGUUUGCUUGCAGCGCCUAACGAGCCGCGAUCUUCAUCUGCACAGAAGCAUUCAAUAAUUUUCUCUGGACACUGCGUUUCGAUCGAUCGCUGACUUCAAGAGCAUUGGCAGACGAACUAGAGAAAACACUGAUGGAGUGCGUUGUUCAGGGAAUCAUAGAGACCCAGCAUGUUGAGGCCCUUGAGAUCCUUCUCCAAGGUCUUUGUGGUGUUCAUAGAGAACGAUUAAGGAUCCAUGAAUUGUGCCUCAAAAGUGGCCCAAACCUCGGGCUUGUAGCUUCAGAGGUUCGAGUAUUAUGUGAUCUUGAGCAGCCAGAACCUACUUGGAUAGUUCGGCAUAUUGGGGGUGCCAUGAGAGGUUCUGGUGCUGAACAAAUUUCAGUUCUGGUGAGGACUAUGGUGGAAAGCAAAGUAAGCAAGAAUGUAUUGCGCUUAUUUUAUGCACUUGGCUACAGAUUGGAUCAUGAAUUGCUGAGAGUAGGAUUCGCCUUCCAUUUUCAAAGGGGUGCUUCAAUUACAGUUACUGUGUCGUCAGUCAAUAAGAUGCUUAAAUUACAUGCAACUGAUGAGGCUGUGCCAGUGACACCUGGUAUACAGCUGGUUGAAGUGACAGCCCCUGCAUCUUCCGAAAACUAUAGUGAAGUUGCUGCUGCUGUGUCAUCCUUCUGUGAAUAUCUUGCACCGCUUCUGCAUUUAUCAAAACCUGGUACCUCAACAGGAGUUGUCCCUACUGCUGCUGCAGCUGCAGCAUCUCUCAUGUCAGAUGCUGGGGUUACAACAUGAUAGCAAAGAUUCUAAAAUUGCAAGAUGGUUUUUACAAAUCAAUUUUGUGGUGGAAUGAUUAGAAGAGACCGAUCAAAUGCCCUAAGAUAACCAUUCGUGAGGUUUGAAUUUAGCAGUGCUGUAAACAAAUGCUGAAUGACUUACCUUAGGUUAAAUAUCAAUUUGUAAACAGAUGGCUCCAAGUGGCUCAAGUCUAUUAAGCAGCUGACCUUCAGAAUUAAGACCUGAGUUUUCUUAUGAAAUCAUCAGGGGGAUAAGUUUGUGCUUCUGCUUUCUGGCCAAGGUAUGCAUACUCCGGUAGUCCUGUUUGAUGGCAUUAGUCUAUAAGCUAAGGACUCUAAACUACAAGAAAGCCCCAUAAAUGGGCAACAAUGUUAAAAGCCAUGGCCUAUUGUCGAGCUCUUUUCCUCUUUUAAUUAGUUUAAUAUUUUAAUUUUAAUGUUUUGGAGAACUGCUGAUAAGUUGGUUCAUUAACUCUAGUAUCCGUGUCCUAUCUUGUUUUGAAUCUAACAUAUUAAUUUGCAUGA
Molecule: messenger RNA, 1428 nt
Organism: Vitis vinifera (wine grape)
Lineage: Eukaryota; Viridiplantae; Streptophyta; Magnoliopsida; Vitales; Vitaceae
Product: mediator of RNA polymerase II transcription subunit 18
Exons: 7
Coding region: 251-901 (216 amino acids)
Biological process (GO): termination of RNA polymerase II transcription; regulation of transcription by RNA polymerase II
Cellular component (GO): core mediator complex; mediator complex
Molecular function (GO): transcription coregulator activity
Source: RefSeq, a predicted model, not a curated record